ACAGCGCCCGUAGGAAGAAGAGCAGGAAGGAGCCGAGGAAAGGAAGUGGUCAGCAGCCCCGGGGUCCCAGAGAGCUCAUUGUGAUGCUGGCCAGGCUGGUGCUCGGGACCUCAGGCAGGGCGGCCCUAGGAUCAGUGGAGCCUGCGCUUGGCGGUCUGAAGUCAAUAUGGGGAAGAAGCCAACACUUUUGUUCUACUCCUUCUAAGGGUGUGACUUAUAAGGAACUAAAAAGCCUACUGAACUCCAAAGACAUUAUGUUAAUUGAUGUUAGAAAUACGUGGGAAAUUCUUGAGCAUGGAAAAAUACCUGGAUCAAUCAACAUACCAUUGGAUGAGGUGGGUGAAGCCUUGCAGAUGAACCCAAGGGACUUCAAAGAGAAGUACUGUGAAGUGAAACCAUCCACAUCUGACCGGCUAGUGUUUUCUUGUUUAGCUGGGGUGAGAAGUAAGAAGGCCAUGGACACAGCCAUAUCCCUGGGCUUUCACAGUGCUCAACAUUAUGCUGGAGGAUGGAAGGAAUGGGUAACCUAUGAAAUUUCUGAGGAGAAACAAGAAAGUUGACUUUCGGAAUGACAGACUCCGUGUUCAUGUAUACAAGGAUGGUGGAUUAAGCAAAAGAAAAACCCAGCCCUGGCACUGAAGGCUAAUAGAUUCUGGAUGACCGCUUGGUGACCGGUUUCCUCAUCUGAGAACUGGGGGUGCUGCUCCCCUGAACAUUUUCAAAGUCUACUGCACACGGAGAUAAUAUGAAUUGCCAUUGAAAUUAUAUUCUACAGUUCAUUUUGUUACUCUUUUCUCAUACAUUACAUCCCAAACCAAAGCUUCCCCUCCCCUCUCUCUACAAUUAAUUUUCAAGUAUUCUGGUGCUCCAAAAAUGAUCAGAUAGCUCGUAUUAUCUAGCCAUGUGUGAUCAUGGUUGUGAGCAAAACCAGUGUUAACAAGCAGUCCCAAUUUUUAAACAGUAACUGAGCUCCUGGUUUGAGCCUCAGAUUUUUAGGUCCAAUACCGGAAAGACGGAGGCAGGGAGAUUGCCAUGAGUUUGAGUCCAGCUGGGACUAUGGAGACUCUGUUUCUAAAGAAAAGACUCUGGGGUCUGGAGAAGUCACCUCUACUCAGGAAAAUCCAUUCACAGCCUCUGAAGACUCAUGGCAAUGUGUGGUCAGAAUACUCACGAUGCAACUCAUUUUAAAAAUUAUAAUUAAUGUGAGGAUAAGUAUUGCGAUGCGUUAUGACUGUGGAGAGCAAAGUAACCUAGAGGAGGCCAGGAAACUGUGUGGGAUUCUGGAGACGUUCCGUGGCAUGACGGAAACGUCAGGAGUGUGUGUGUCAAAACUCAUCGAACAUAAAAAUAAGUAUUUUUCCAAGUCAUUUUAUACCUCAGUUUCAAAACGAAUAAAAUACUAAAGUUUG
Messenger RNA from Mus pahari (shrew mouse), 1409 nucleotides. It is a transcript of the gene Tstd3, whose product is annotated as thiosulfate sulfurtransferase like domain containing 3. The transcript has 4 exons. Gene Ontology annotation, molecular function: thiosulfate-cyanide sulfurtransferase activity. Gene Ontology annotation, cellular component: mitochondrion. NCBI's taxonomy places the organism in Eukaryota, Metazoa, Chordata, Mammalia, Rodentia, Muridae. The record is from RefSeq and is a predicted model, not a curated record. Bases 84 to 560 code for a protein of 158 amino acids.